Molecule: messenger RNA, 3381 nt
Organism: Ahaetulla prasina
Lineage: Eukaryota; Metazoa; Chordata; Lepidosauria; Squamata; Colubridae
Product: zinc finger protein 850-like
Exons: 2
Coding region: 601-2988 (795 amino acids)
Biological process (GO): regulation of transcription by RNA polymerase II
Molecular function (GO): DNA-binding transcription factor activity, RNA polymerase II-specific; RNA polymerase II cis-regulatory region sequence-specific DNA binding
Source: RefSeq, a predicted model, not a curated record
GAGCAAGUCGGGCUGUUCGGUUCCCUCCACGGCCUGGAAGCAGAGAAGCAACUGGGCUGAAGCAGACAAAAAGGAUGGCAAUAAGAGCACUCUGGACAACUGAGGAUAACAAGCAACAUUGAACAGCAAAGCAAGUCAGUCCAGAAAUCAAAAUAUUUUCCAUUUCCUUCAGUGAGACACACAAUUCUUCACCUUCCUCGGCAGCUGAGAGAGAAACGAGAAAAAAUGAAGAGAUUUCUAGCUGGGAAAAGUAGAGGGUGAAAUUCAAGCAAACAUUACAUGAAAAGUCAAGGGAGAUUAUUUUUCCAUUGAGCAAAAGAGGGAAAUAUCUGGAAGUUACUGGAGAGGAAAAGGUCAAUUGGAAAUCCACGUAGAGCAGUGUUGCAGGCCUCACUCUGGAAGAAAAUAACCAGUAAAUCAAAGCAUCACUAAAUAAGAGAUCAUCCACAUUUUUUGACUUCCUCAAGAAUAUUAGUUGUGGGAAAGAUACAACUUGCGAAUCACAGCUGAUUAUGCCUGGAAAGAUCAAGACUGGAGAAAAACCAUACAAAUUCUCUGAAUGUGACAAAUCCUUUGAUCAGAACAACUCUGUUUUCUUUCAUGGAAGGACCCACACAGGAGAAAAGCCCUGCAAGUGCUCUCAAUGCAGUAAAUGCUUUAGGAAGCAUGGCAAUAUGGAUUCACACCAAGGAGAAACCAUUUGAAUGUCCCGAGUGUGGGAAAUGUUUCAGUAACAAUUCCAGCCUGGUGAAACACCAGAGGACUCAUACAGGAGAGAAACCCUUUAAAUGUCCUGACUGUGGGAAAAGUUUCACUCAGAAUUCCAGCCUUAUUGGCCACCAGAGGAUUCACACAGGAGAGAAACCGUUUGAAUGUCCUGUUUGUGGGAAACGUUUCAGUCAGAAUUCCCAUCUCAUGAAACACCAGAGGACUCACACAGGAGAGAAACCCUUUAAAUGUCCUGACUGUGGGAAAAGUUUCACUCAGAAUUCCACCCUGGUUCAACACCAGAGGAUUCACACAGGAGAGAAACCCUUUAAAUGUCCUCAAUGUAGGAAAGGUUUUAGUCAGAAUUCCACCCUGGUUCAACACCAAAGGACUCACAUAGGAGAGAAACUAUUUGAAUGUCCUGUUCGUGGAAAAGUUUCUCUCAGAGAUCCCAGCUCAUGGUGCACCAGAGGACUCAUACAGGAGAGAAGCCUUACAAAUGCUCCCAAUGUGGUAAAUGCUUUAGCAAGCAUGGCAACAUGGACUCACACAAGAGAGAAACCCUUUCAGCAUCCUGACUGGGGGAAAAGUCUCAGUACCAAUUCCAGCCUGGUGACACGCCAAAGGAGUCACACAGGUGAGAAACCCUUUAAAUGUCCUGACUGUGGGAAUAGUUUCAAUCGAAAUUCUCACCUCCUUUCACACCAGAGGACUCACACAGGAGAGAAACUGUUUGACUGUCCUGUUUGUGGGGAACGUUUCAGUAAGAAUUCCAGACUCGUGAGACACCAGAGGAUUCACAUAGGAGAAAAACCCUUUGAAUGUCCUGAUUGUGGUAAAAGUUUCAGUCACAAUUCCAGCCUGGUGAACCACCAGAGGACUCACACAGGAGAGAAACCCUUUAAAUGUCUUGACUGUGGGAAAAGUUUCCGUCAGAAUUCCACCCUGGUUCAACACCAGAGGAUUCACACAGGAGAGAAACCAUUUGAAUGUCCUCUUUGUGAGAAAAGUUUCAGUCAGAAUUCCCACCUCGUGGAGCACCAGAGGACUCACACAGGAGAGAAACCCUUUAAAUGUCCUGACUGUGGGAAAAGUUUCACUCAGAAUUCUACCCUGGUUCAACACCAUAGGAUUCACACAGGAGAGAAACCCUUUAAAUGUCUUGACUGUGGGCAACAUUUUAGUCAGAAUUCCACUCUGGUGAAACACCAGAGGACUCACACAGGAGAGAAAUCCUUUGAAUGUCCUGACUGUGGGAAAAGUUUCAGUAAGAAUUCCAGCCUGGUGAUACACCAGAGGACUCACGUAGGAGAGAAACUCUUUGAAUGUCCUGAUUGUGGAAAGGUUUCUCUCAGAGAUCCCAGUUUGUGGCGCACCAGAGGACUCACACAGGAGAGAAGCCCUACAAGUGCUCCCAAUGUGGUAAAUGCUUUAGCGAGCAUAGCAACAUGGACUCAUAGCAAGGAGAAACUGUUUGAAAUUCCUGAUUGUGAGAAAUGUUUCUGUGAUAAUUCCAACCUGGUGAUACACCAGAGGAUUCACACAGACGAGAAACCCUUUAAAUGUCCUGACUGUGGGAAUAAUUUCAGUCGAAAUUCUGAACUCGUUUCACACCAGAGGACUCACACAGGAGAAAAACCCUUCGAAUGUCCUGAUUGUGGUAAAAGUUUCAGUCACAAUUCCAGCCUGGUUAACCACCAGAGGACUCACACAGGAGAGAAACCCUUUAAGUGUCUUGACUGUGGAAAAAGUUUCAGUCAGAGCUCCACCCUGGUUCAACACAAGAGGAUUCACACAGGAGAGAAACCGUUUGGCUGUCCUGUUUGUGGGAAAAGUUUCAGUAAGAAUUCCAGACUCGUGAGACACCAGAGGACUCACACAGGAGAAAAACCCUUUGAAUGUCCUGAUUGUGGGAAAAGUUUCAGUCAUAAUUCCAGCCUGGUGAACCACCAGAGGACUCACACAGGAGAGAAACCCUUUAAAUGUCUUGACUGUGGGAAAAGUUUCCGUCAGAACUCCACCCUGGUUCAACACAAGAGGAUUCACACAGGAGAGAAACCAUUUGAAUGUCCUUUUUGUGGGAAAGGUUUCAGUCAGAAUUCCCACCUGAUGGAACACCAGAGGACUCACACAGGAGAGAAAUCCUUUAAAUGGCCUGAUCAUGGAAAAGUUUCUCUCAGAGAUCCCAGCUCGUGGUGCAUCAGAGGACUCACACAGGAGAGAAACUGUAUGAGUGUCCCGUUUGUGGAAAAAGUUUCAGUUGGAAUUCCAACAUGGUGAUAUACCAGAGUACUCACACAGGAGAGAAACCAUAUGAGUAUCCAGACUGUGGAAAAAAUUUCAGUAUUAGGACUAGCCUUCUAAAUCAUAUGAUUAUAACCAUUUGAGUACCUUGAAUGUGGAUGGUGCUUCAGGAAACAUUCCAGCCUUAUAUGCACACAAGAAAAUCCACUUGACACCCCAAGUGAUGACUGUAGACAAAGCUUGAAUUUAAUUUCUUUUUUUUCCGUUCUUUUUUUUUAAUUAAGUUUUUUAUUUUUUCCAAUAUAAACAUACAUGGUUUUUGUUUUUUUUUUAUUCAAAAAGUUUUACACACAAAAAAAAUCCCCCCCCUUUUCCCCCAACCCCCUUCCCUUCACUAAUACCCUCCCCCCUCCCCCCUGACUUCCCGGA